Molecule: messenger RNA, 1072 nt
Organism: Cataglyphis hispanica
Lineage: Eukaryota; Metazoa; Arthropoda; Insecta; Hymenoptera; Formicidae
Exons: 4
Coding region: 296-1072 (258 amino acids)
Source: RefSeq, a predicted model, not a curated record
AUAUAUAUAUAUCGAUGAGAUUAAUGCGCGACGUUAUAUGAAAUGGUCUAUACAAGCAAACCAACGCCAGAUUUAUGUAUGUAUUUACAUGUAUAAAAAGAAAACAACGUCGUUUAUAUUAUAUAUAUAUAUAAACUGGUAACAAAAAAAUAAAGAAAAAAAAAACAACUGAAUAUAUCUAUCCUUUAGAACAAGGAGACUGUCGAAAUUCUCAUAGUAUUGAGUUGGCUAUGGAAAUACAUGUUUAACAAAAACAGUUUGACAAAAGAAGAUAUAUCGAUAAAUAAUUUUUUUUAUGGAUAUUACUAUGGCGACCAACAUCCUCUCGAUCCGCGAACUUGUGAAACUUCUUGAAAAAAAUGUGAGCAUUCUGAAGACGGAAAGCGACAAUUCAGAUAUUGAUCUUAAAUUUCGCGACAAACUCGAGCGAUUCGAUAAACUGUCAUGCAAUGCGACUGAUAAACUGCAAUCAUUAUUAUAUUUAUCCGAGAAUUACACUGCAAACAAUGAUCUUAAAAAAUUUAUAAAUAGGAUUACUGGUUUAUGGUUUUCCGUUAAUAAACAGAUUUGUGAAAAAUGUUCCAAAAUUCGAAUGGCUAGUCGCACUCUAUCGCGGGUACCAUUGUCCUUGCUCCUUAAAAGGAUAAAGAAAGAGAAAUCUUUAGCAAGAGAGUCAUUGCACUUUUACGAGAACGGAUAUGAUUAUGAGAAUCUCGCAAAAUGUUACGCUUUGUUGAAUGAAAUCGAAGAUUUGUUAAGCGAUCUAGAAAAAUGCGACGAUAAGUUACAAAAUUAUUUAGCUAUAUCAAAGUUGAUUCCUUUCCUCGUCAAGUUAGAGUCCUCUGUAGACGCGUACGUCUCUAACAUCGAAUUAUCACCCAUCAACAAAUCCGAGUGUUCGAAACUGGAUGCUUUUACAGUUCUCACAAAACUUCUUACCGGUGAAUUAUUGAAUAAUGAACCUAUGGAUCCGUAUCAAGUGCUAAUGGAUAAUGCGCCUAGGAAACCAGUUUUCAUUAUUAAAACCAAACGCAAAUCAGACAUUCCGAUACAGGUAGUAGAAAUAACAUAA